AUGGUUGCCACCAGGGACAGGUACAUCUAUCUCAGCGAUCCUGUAGUGAAUUGCACCCAACCGAGUUGUCAAUUGUCUUGAAUGAACUUAUAAACGUAUGUGAAAUUCGGAAAACCUUGACAGAUACUGAUCAACUCGUUCAGGAAAAUAUUUUACUGAAAGAACAGAAUGGAGCUCGCGAAACAGAGUUAGCUCGUUUGAAAAGUGUAUUAACAGAACUAAACGCAAAAUUAAAAACUGCUGAAAUUGAAAAGGCUCGUAACAGUCAUUCGCUUCUCAAUGACGAACAAGCCAUUACAACUAACCCAGCAACGAACAAUAAAUUCAAAAACACGUAUCAAACACAAAACCCAUGGAUUAUGACUUGUUCAAAAGCUUCAACUCAAAGUGCCCAUUGUGAUGUCAUUCUGCAUAACAGGUACUCUAUUCUGCAUGUUGAGGAUGGUGAAGGAACAGAGACUAUCGUGGAUGCCAGGAAUAAUCAAACUACAGAUAAUUCAAGACAAGAUAUAGAUCAACGGCAUUGUCAAGCAACCAAGCAGAAGCAGGACGCAGUUUAUCAAAAUCGAGGACAUCAACGUCAUUCACAGCAAUCAGGUGAGCAACAAUGAAGGACUUAUCAAUCCACAAAACCAAUCUCGAUGAAUCAAAAUCAAAACACCCUACUAAUACAGUUAUUGUUGGUGAUUCAAUCUUGAAGCACCUAAAUCCUAGGAAAAUUGGAACAUAUGGGAUAAACGGCAAAGCUAAUAUCAAGACCUUCCCUGGAGCCAGCAUCGAAGACAUGCUCCACUAUGUGAAACCAACAAUUGAAAAGCAAUUUGAUCAUAUUAUAUUGCACAUUGGAACAAAUAAUCAUUGA
This is a messenger RNA of Paramuricea clavata, 862 nucleotides long. The record is from the annotation of a GenBank genome assembly. NCBI's taxonomy places the organism in Eukaryota, Metazoa, Cnidaria, Anthozoa, Malacalcyonacea, Plexauridae.